Molecule: messenger RNA, 2350 nt
Organism: Octodon degus (degu)
Lineage: Eukaryota; Metazoa; Chordata; Mammalia; Rodentia; Octodontidae
Product: SUMO-specific isopeptidase USPL1
Exons: 2
Coding region: 1-2238 (745 amino acids)
Biological process (GO): Cajal body organization; protein desumoylation
Cellular component (GO): Cajal body
Molecular function (GO): SUMO binding
Source: RefSeq, a predicted model, not a curated record
AUGCUCUCAGAACACUUCCAUCGCUACAGAGGCAGGCCAGGCUCAGGCCCUGAAAGUGUGUGGGAGAGCUUCCACGAUCUCCUGCAACCCCUGGACCCUUCAAGACACAGCCCAGGCCUGGGAGAUAGACCUGGGGAAAACUCUGUACCUGAACUCCCUGAAGACAGACUAGGAGCCUGUACUACCCAGCUAAUCAAGGCACAGAACAUCUUGCCAGAGGGUCAGAGGGGAACGUGGGUUGAAGGCUUACCACGGAUUGACUUGCAGCACUAUGCAUUUCAUUUUGAAGGCUCUCUUUAUCAAGUAACAUCCGUAAUUCAGUACCAAGCAAAUGAUCAUUUCAUAGAAUGGAUUUUACAUGCUGAUGGCAGUUGGAUGGAAUAUGAUGACCUAAAGGGUUUAUGUGCUCUAAGGCACAAAAAGUUUGAAGUUUCUGCUUCAGAGAUACAUAUUGUUAUUUGGGAAAGAAAAACAUCUCAGUCAACAGAUGAAGAAACUGCCUGCCCUGCACUUAAGAAGGCUAAUGAUCAGCGUGCUUCAGGGGAAGAGAGAGCAGCAUCUCCAGCACUGCCUUCUGUGGGCCAGGCUGCCUCCACAGGAACGUCCUCGGUCAUUGUGCCCACGUCUGUGUCACUCGUUCCUCAUGCUCUUCCACAGGACAGAGCUGUGGCACAUGAAGAUUAUGUACUUGGAGAUUCAAAAGUUUUGGGUGACAGCAAUAUUUUACCUGUGACACUUGAACGAUCUAUCUGGAAAACUGCCUCAGUUUUUCAGGUUACCACUGAAACAUUCCUACCAGAAAAUAGGCCUGUGGCAAAAAAUAUAGGGCUUAUCAAAACAAACACUUUGCAAUUGCAAGAAUCACCAGUGGAGUCUUCAGUGUUGGCUCCAUGUGGAAAAAAGCUUAGCCAAGCCCAGUCUGUGGAUUCAAGUUUCCCAUUGCAAUUUGUAAAUACAAACACGCAGUUGACCCUGCUGAAUACAGAAGAUGCAGUUCCUCAACCUGUGAAUAAUGCUCAUGGUCUUGUACAGGGAGUAAAGUCAGUGCAAGUUGAAAAGCACACUCAGUUAAAGCAAUCCUUUUUGUGGGAAAAUGAGAAAUUAAAACCAGAAUCACCUUCUGUAUCUCAGGCAUCUAAUUUGAAGAAAAAAGCCACAGCAGAUCCACAGACUGUGACAGCCAAAUCCUCACAGAAACAGUCCCUAAAAGAAAAUCAGAAGAAACCCUUUGUGGGAAGUUGGGUUAAAGGCCUGCUAAACAGGGGUGCUUCUUUUAUGCCAUCAUGUGUUUCAGUUCAUAAUAAAAUCACAAUAAGUGAUUUGCAGCCGUCAGUUAAAGGAGCAAGUAAUUUUGGUGGUUUUAAAACUAAAGGUGUGAAGCAGAAGGCCAGCCACACAUCGAAGAAAGCCCGUAGAUCUGCAGAUAAGCUUCCUGUCUGCAACCCUCCACCCGGUCUUCCACGGUCAGAGAACAAAGCUGCUCCUCCACAUGGAAGCAAAAGUGCUGCUUCAGAGCUUCCAAGGGAGCAAGACUGCGCCUCCCACAAAGCUGACCUCAGUCACUCUUCUCACGGAAGGGAAAAUGGACUUUCUUCAGCAAACCACACAGAUUCAGCUGUAGAUCAGAUUCAUAAGCUUCGUCUAAAACUUCUUAAAAAGCUAAAGGCUAAAAAGAAGAAGUUAGCUGCCCUCAAAGCUUCCCCUCAAAGCAGAACGCUUCCCAGUGAGAAUUUAGAAAAUGGGCUGCACUGUGAGUCUCCAAAUGAUUGUGAAUCAAUAGAAGACUUGUUAAAUGAAUUGCAGUAUCAAAUUGAUAUUGCAGAUGAUGAAUCUGGGUGUACCACUGCUUCUAGUGUUGCCUCAUAUAAUCAAAUGCAUGAAGAAAUUUUAGCAGAGUUACUGUCACCAAGUAUUUCAACAGAACUCUCAGAAACCGGGGAGGCUGACUUUAUGUAUUUGGAAAUGGGAGACAACCACAUCCCCACUCCAGAACCUACUGAAUUAACUAAUAAUCCCCAGGACAUAAAUCUGAAAGAGGAGCAUAAUUAUUGCAGCCCCACCAAGAGGAAUCAGUGUGAAGUUCAUGCAGUCUCCCAAAUAGCAAUACCUGCAUUAAACUUGGAGAGCCCCGUGAAGGCUGCUAUCUUUGAUGAGUUUUUUCCUACUACAUUAACUUCUUCGGCAAAUGACACCUUGGAUUUAGCUCAUUUUGAUGAAUGUAUGUUUGAGAGUUAUUGAGUAUUUGUUAACUCUAAUAUUUAUUAUUGUUAGAAAAACUUAACUGCAUUUUUUGAUAGUGUUUCUACACUGUUGUAAUAACCGUGAAGGAAAUUUAAGCUGCUGAAAGUUU